AUGUUGUUCCAGUCAAGUCACCAUGCUCACUCUGACUAUCCAAUCUCUGACCAAUAUGACGGACCAUUGGAUUCCACUCAUCGUGCUGAAAAUCUCCAAGAUGUCCCACUUUCUCAUGAAGUCGCAUCUUAUCCAUCCGAGUUCAGCUACGAGAAGCUUCCAGAACAUGUUGUUCCAGUCGUGAUUGAGGAAUCAGAGAAGAAGGACGAACAAUCAUUGAAGUCCAAGAUCACCGGAUUGUUCAAGAAAUCACCAUCUCAUCUUGACUAUCCAAUCUCUGACCAAUAUGACGGACCACUGGAUUCCACUCAUCGUGCUGAAAAUCUCCAAGAUGUCCCACUUUCUCAUGAAGUCGCAUCUUAUCCAUCCGAGUUCAGCUACGAGAAGCUUCCAGAACAUGUUGUUCCAGUCGUGAUUGAGGAAUCAGAGAAGAAGGACGAACAAUCAUUGAAGUCCAAGAUCACCGGAUUGUUCAAGAACUACGAGAAGCUUCCAGAACAUGUUGUUCCAGUCGUGAUUGAGGAAUCAGAGAAGAAGGACGAACAAUCAUUGAAGUCCAAGAUCACCGGAUUGUUCAAGAAAUCACCAUCUCAUCUUGACUAUCCAAUCUCUGACCAAUAUGACGGACCACUGGAUUCCACUCAUCGUGCUGAAAAUCUCCAAGAUGUCCCACUUUCUCAUGAAGUCGCAUCUUAUCCAUCCGAGUUCAGCUACGAGAAGCUUCCAGAACAUGUUGUUCCAGUCGUGAUUGAAGAACCAGAGAAGAAGGACGAACAAUCAUUGAAGUCCAAGAUCACCGGAUUGUUCAAGAAAAGUCAACUGCUCACUCCGAUCUAUCCAAUCUCUGACCAAUAUGACGGACCAUUGGAUUCCACUCAUCGUGCUGAAAAUGUCCAAGAUGUCCCACUUUCUCAUGAAGUCGCAUCUUAUCCAUCCGAGUUCAGCUACGAGAAGCUUCCAGAACAUGUUGUUCCAGUCGUGAUUGAGGAAUCAGAGAAGAAGGACGAACAAUCAUUGAAGUCCAAGAUCACCGGAUUGUUCAAGAAAUCACCAUCUCAUCUUGACUAUCCAAUCUCUGACCAAUAUGACGGACCACUGGAUUCCACUCAUCGUGCUGAAAAUCUCCAAGAUGUCCCACUUUCUCAUGAAGUCGCAUCUUAUCCAUCCGAGUUCAGCUACGAGAAGCUUCCAGAACAUGUUGUUCCAGUCGUGAUUGAAGAACCAGAGAAGAAGGACGAACAAUCAUUGAAAUCCAAGAUCACCGGAUUGUUCAAGAAGUCAACUGCUCACUCCGAUUAUCCAAUCUCUGACCAAUAUGACGGACCAUUGGAUUCCACUCAUCGUGCUGAAAAUCUCCAAGAUGUCCCACUUUCUCAUGAAGUCGCAUCUUAUCCAUCCGAGUUCAGCUACGAGAAGCUUCCAGAACAUGUUGUUCCAGUCGUGAUUGAGGAAUCAGAGAAGAAGGACGAACAAUCAUUGAAGUCCAAGAUCACCGGAUUGUUCAAGAAGUCAACUGCUCACUCUGAUUAUCCAAUCUCUGACCAAUAUGACGGACCAUUGGAUUCCACUCAUCGUGCUGAAAAUCUCCAAGAUGUCCCACUUUCUCAUGAAGUCGCAUCUUAUCCAUCCGAGUUCAGCUACGAGAAGCUUCCAGAACAUGUUGUUCCAGUCGUGAUUGAGGAAUCAGAGAAGAAGGACGAACAAUCAUUGAAGUCCAAGAUCACCGGAUUGUUCAAGAAAUCACCAUCUCAUCUUGACUAUCCAAUCUCUGACCAAUAUGACGGACCAUUGGAUUCCACUCAUCGUGCUGAAAAUCUCCAAGAUGUCCCACUUUCUCAUGAAGUCGCAUCUUAUCCAUCCGAGUUCAGCUACGAGAAGCUUCCAGAACAUGUUGUUCCAGUCGUGAUUGAGGAAUCAGAGAAGAAGGACGAACAAUCAUUGAAGUCCAAGAUCACCGGAUUGUUCAAGAAGUCAACUGCUCACUCUGAUUAUCCAAUCUCUGACCAAUAUGACGGACCAUUGGAUUCCACUCAUCGUGCUGAAAAUCUCCAAGAUGUCCCACUUUCUCAUGAAGUCGCAUCUUAUCCAUCCGAGUUCAGCUACGAGAAGCUUCCAGAACAUGUUGUUCCAGUCGUGAUUGAGGAAUCAGAGAAGAAGGACGAACAAUCAUUGAAGUCCAAGAUCACCGGAUUGUUCAAGAAAUCACCAUCUCAUCUUGACUAUCCAAUCUCUGACCAAUAUGACGGACCACUGGAUUCCACUCAUCGUGCUGAAAAUCUCCAAGAUGUCCCACUUUCUCAUGAAGUCGCAUCUUAUCCAUCCGAGUUCAGCUACGAGAAGCUUCCAGAACAUGUUGUUCCAGUCGUGAUUGAGGAAUCAGAGAAGAAGGACGAACAAUCAUUGAAAUCCAAGAUCACCGGAUUGUUCAAGAAGUCAACUGCUCACUCCGAUUAUCCAAUCUCUGACCAAUAUGACGGACCAUUGGAUUCCACUCAUCGUGCUGAAAAUGUCCAAGAUGUCCCACUUUCUCAUGAAGUCGCAUCUUAUCCAUCCGAGUUCAGCUACGAGAAGCUUCCAGAACAUGUUGUUCCAGUCGUGAUUGAGGAAUCAGAGAAGAAGGACGAACAAUCAUUGAAGUCCAAGAUCACCGGAUUGUUCAAGAAAUCACCAUCUCAUCUUGACUAUCCAAUCUCUGACCAAUAUGACGGACCACUGGAUUCCACUCAUCGUGCUGAAAAUCUCCAAGAUGUCCCACUUUCUCAUGAAGUCGCAUCUUAUCCAUCCGAGUUCAGCUACGAGAAGCUUCCAGAACAUGUUGUUCCAGUCGUGAUUGAGGAAUCAGAGAAGAAGGACGAACAAUCAUUGAAGUCCAAGAUCACCGGAUUGUUCAAGAAAUCACCAUCUCAUCUUGACUAUCCAAUCUCUGACCAAUAUGACGGACCAUUGGAUUCCACUCAUCGUGCUGAAAAUCUCCAAGAUGUCCCACUUUCUCAUGAAGUCGCAUCUUAUCCAUCCGAGUUCAGCUACGAGAAGCUUCCAGAACAUGUUGUUCCAGUCGUGAUUGAGGAAUCAGAGAAGAAGGACGAACAAUCAUUGAAGUCCAAGAUCACCGGAUUGUUCAAGAAAUCACCAUCUCAUCUUGACUAUCCAAUCUCUGACCAAUAUGACGGACCAUUGGAUUCCACUCAUCGUGCUGAAAAUCUCCAAGAUGUCCCACUUUCUCAUGAAGUCGCAUCUUAUCCAUCCGAGUUCAGCUACGAGAAGCUUCCAGAACAUGUUGUUCCAGUCGUGAUUGAGGAAUCAGAGAAGAAGGACGAACAAUCAUUGAAAUCCAAGAUCACCGGAUUGUUCAAGAAGUCAACUGCUCACUCCGAUUAUCCAAUCUCUGACCAAUAUGACGGACCAUUGGAUUCCACUCAUCGUGCUGAAAAUCUCCAAGAUGUCCCACUUUCUCAUGAAGUCGCAUCUUAUCCAUCCGAGUUUAGCUACGAGAAGCUUCCAGAACAUGUUGUUCCAGUCGUGAUUGAGGAAUCAGAGAAGAAGGACGAACAAUCAUUGAAGUCCAAGAUCACCGGAUUGUUCAAGAAAUCACCAUCUCAUCUUGACUAUCCAAUCUCUGACCAAUAUGACGGACCACUGGAUUCCACUCAUCGUGCUGAAAAUCUCCAAGAUGUCCCACUUUCUCAUGAAGUCGCAUCUUAUCCAUCCGAGUUCAGCUACGAGAAGCUUCCAGAACAUGUUGUUCCAGUCGUGAUUGAGGAAUCAGAGAAGAAGGACGAACAAUCAUUGAAAUCCAAGAUCACCGGAUUGUUCAAGAAGUCAACUGCUCACUCCGAUUAUCCAAUCUCUGACCAAUAUGACGGACCAUUGGAUUCCACUCAUCGUGCUGAAAAUCUCCAAGAUGUCCCACUUUCUCAUGAAGUCGCAUCUUAUCCAUCCGAGUUUAGCUACGAGAAGCUUCCAGAACAUGUUGUUCCAGUCGUGAUUGAGGAAUCAGAGAAGAAGGACGAACAAUCAUUGAAGUCCAAGAUCACCGGAUUGUUCAAGAAAUCACCAUCUCAUCUUGACUAUCCAAUCUCUGACCAAUAUGACGGACCACUGGAUUCCACUCAUCGUGCUGAAAAUCUCCAAGAUGUCCCACUUUCUCAUGAAGUCGCAUCUUAUCCAUCCGAGUUCAGCUACGAGAAGCUUCCAGAACAUGUUGUUCCAGUCGUGAUUGAGGAAUCAGAGAAGAAGGACGAACAAUCAUUGAAAUCCAAGAUCACCGGAUUGUUCAAGAAGUCAACUGCUCACUCCGAUUAUCCAAUCUCUGACCAAUAUGACGGACCAUUGGAUUCCACUCAUCGUGCUGAAAAUCUCCAAGAUGUCCCACUUUCUCAUGAAGUCGCAUCUUAUCCAUCCGAGUUUAGCUACGAGAAGCUUCCAGAACAUGUUGUUCCAGUCGUGAUUGAGGAAUCAGAGAAGAAGGACGAACAGUCAUUGAAGUCCAAGAUCACCGGAUUGUUCAAGAAAUCACCAUCUCAUCUUGACUAUCCAAUCUCUGACCAAUAUGACGGACCAUUGGAUUCCACUCAUCGUGCUGAAAAUCUCCAAGAUGUCCCACUUUCUCAUGAAGUCGCAUCUUAUCCAUCCGAGUUCAGCUACGAGAAGCUUCCAGAACAUGUUGUUCCAGUCGUGAUUGAGGAAUCAGAGAAGAAGGACGAACAAUCAUUGAAGUCCAAGAUCACCGGAUUGUUCAAGAAAUCACCAUCUCAUCUUGACUAUCCAAUCUCUGACCAAUAUGACGGACCAUUGGAUUCCACUCAUCGUGCUGAAAAUCUCCAAGAUGUCCCACUUUCUCAUGAAGUCGCAUCUUAUCCAUCCGAGUUCAGCUACGAGAAGCUUCCAGAACAUGUUGUUCCAGUCGUGAUUGAGGAAUCAGAGAAGAAGGACGAACAAUCAUUGAAGUCCAAGAUCACCGGAUUGUUCAAGAAGUCAACUGCUCACUCCGAUUAUCCAAUCUCUGACCAAUAUGACGGACCAUUGGAUUCCACUCAUCGUGCUGAAAAUCUCCAAGAUGUCCCACUUUCUCAUGAAGUCGCAUCUUAUCCAUCCGAGUUCAGCUACGAGAAGCUUCCAGAACAUGUUGUUCCAGUCGUGAUUGAGGAAUCAGAGAAGAAGGACGAACAAUCAUUGAAGUCCAAGAUCACCGGAUUGUUCAAGAAAUCACCAUCUCAUCUUGACUAUCCAAUCUCUGACCAAUAUGACGGACCAUUGGAUUCCACUCAUCGUGCUGAAAAUCUCCAAGAUGUCCCACUUUCUCAUGAAGUCGCAUUUUAUCCAUCCGAGUUCAGCUACGAGAAGCUUCCAGAACAUGUUGUUCCAGUUGUGAUUGAAAAACCAGAGAAGGAAGAAAAGCCAGCAUUGCCUAAUACUGAUAUAUUCUCCGCCAGUCACGACACCAUAUCUCAUGAAAAAUAUGUGGCAGUGCCUCGAGCUGACGUUGUCGGGGAGUCAGCUUCCGGAGUAUCACUACUCAAGUUCAAAGAUACAGGACUUUUUGGACCUUCGGAUCAAUCGCACGUCUACAAAGCUGAGCCGGCUGUCUCCACAAUACAAGAUUCUCGUCCAAGCCGUAAUAUCUACACACGCACGGAAACGGACAUGUUCGACCCGCAACAUUCUACAUCUGCAGUUUUUAGUCAUACUGAAAUCAAUUAUCAGAACACCGACAAUGAUGACCUUACACAAGUUGACAUUCAAACAAAAGAUCGUCUACAACAUUCUUCUUUCGUAGAUGAUAACUCGCAGUAUGCCGAUGAACCACAUAAGCGAACUGGCUACAUGUGGUCCAAAUAUGAAACCGAACGCUCAAGAUUAUCGAGAAGAAAUGCUGCUCCUCAGCAGGAUUCUGUUCCAAUCUUGGAUCCAGUUUCUCUCUCGAAGCAUCAUCUUUAUUCGUAUUCGCAAACUGAAACUUCACAAAGAACCCCAAUUUCAAAGUCCUCUCCACCAGGGGCUUCUAUUGACAAGCAACCAGAGUUUGAUGUUUCAUUCAAAGUUAUUCCACAAGAACCAAAAGAAGAUAUUGGUUUCUCUGUAUCUAUAAGUGCUCGUAGUCCUCUCCCACCGCUUACGAUUGAUGAAUCUCCUCAACUCUUGUCAGUUGAGAAUUUGAUUCAUUCGCACACAUCUCCAAAUCAACGACGACUUUCUCCACACACAUGGACAACUGUUCGUGAGACAACUGAAGUCAGCUAUAUCAAGAGAGUUACUGUGACUAGUUCAACUGAUUACGGAAGAGAUCAAACAACUUUGAGACGAAACAGAUCACCAAUUCAGUCGGUUGCUCGACAAGUUCAUUCAUUCCCAAGUACUUCUCAACAAGCAGCAAGUACUACAUGUAGAUGGACCACUUUCGAUGAUCCUGCACUUCAAGUUCAUCAUCCAAUCUACCCACCUUCACAAAGUCUUUACAAAUCAACACCCAAAACUGAAAGAGCUUCUUAUCUUACUAACGGAGAAAGCUCAACUCAACGAAACGGAGGCUCCAAUUGCCAUAAUGGCAAUGGAGCAACAAGAAGUUAUGGAGAAGUUCGUGAGAUUCAUGCUCAUGAUCGUACCGAAAUUUUACGAGAAGACGAAGUACGACGGCUUCGUCGAGAAGACGUUUUCACUGUCGGCACCCCGUUUGUCAUGGGGCGGGUUGAAGCUGACGAAAGAGGAAACGAAUAUCUCAGAUACAAUCGUCAUGAUGAAUUACCAAUGAUUGAAGACGGCGCCAUGGAAUGCCGCCGAUCGACCGUUCGCGCCAGACUCAGGGAAAUGGACGAAGUUCGAUUGGUUGGCGAAAGGGAGGAAAUUGAGCGUCAAAGACGACCGAUUCGCCGAGCAAGACAACGCGUUCGAAACAUUUGCACCAUGCUUUAA
Molecule: messenger RNA, 6909 nt
Organism: Caenorhabditis remanei
Lineage: Eukaryota; Metazoa; Nematoda; Chromadorea; Rhabditida; Rhabditidae
Exons: 7
Coding region: 1-6909 (2302 amino acids)
Source: RefSeq, a predicted model, not a curated record